Homarus americanus (American lobster) is the source of this 3824-nucleotide messenger RNA. It is a transcript of the gene ergic53, whose product is annotated as protein ERGIC-53-like. Gene Ontology annotation, cellular component: COPII-coated ER to Golgi transport vesicle; endoplasmic reticulum membrane; Golgi membrane. The record is from RefSeq and is a predicted model, not a curated record. The transcript is spliced from 13 exons. The coding region runs from base 48 to 2123 and encodes 691 amino acids. Lineage: Eukaryota; Metazoa; Arthropoda; Malacostraca; Decapoda; Nephropidae. Gene Ontology annotation, biological process: endoplasmic reticulum organization; Golgi organization; endoplasmic reticulum to Golgi vesicle-mediated transport. Gene Ontology annotation, molecular function: D-mannose binding.
CGUGUACUUGUUGUUUUCCGUCAGUAGACACUCAACAAGUAGCAGAGAUGGACCUGUGGUGGCUUCUCACCUUACUUUUACCUCUCUUAUGUGUUACUUACGCUCAGAAUCCUCACAGGAGGUUCGAAUAUAAGUACAGCUUCAAGGGACCUUACCUAGCACAGAAGGAUCACCAGGUUCCCUUCUGGCAAUACAGCGGCAAUGCAAUCGCCAGCGAGGAGAGCGUUCGUAUCACACCAUCACUACGGAGUCAGAAGGGCCAGAUAUGGACCAGAAGCCCCACCAACUUUGAAUGGUGGGAGGUUGACUUUGUCUUCCGUGUGACUGGCAGAGGGAGAAUAGGUGCUGAUGGCUUGGCCGUGUGGUUUUGUGAUAAACCUGGCGUGGAAGGUCCUGUUUUCGGUAGUAUGGAUAAAUGGAAUGGUCUGGGAAUAUUCUUCGAUUCUUUUGACAAUGAUAACAAAAGAAACAACCCUUACAUAAUGACCAUGGUCAACGACGGCACCAAGGUCUAUGAUCAUGAACAUGAUGGACUGAGCCAACAACUUGGGGGUUGUCUACGAGACUUCCGAAACAAACCUUUCCCAGUGAGAGCGAAGGUUGAAUAUUAUAAAAAUACCCUAACUGUGAAGACACAGCUGCUUGAGUAUGAUUAUACCAAGCUAGAGGAAGAAGGUGACCAAUAUGCAUACAGUAUUACGUCCAAGCCUGAGGGUACAGAACCACCACUUAGGUCAGUGGAGGGCAGCCCAUCCCAGGAUCCUCUCUCUACUUCAUAUCCUUCCGCUGACUUGACGACGUCUUCUCUGCCUCCGGGAAGUGAUGAUUAUACAGCGACGACUUCACAGCCUCCGAGCGAUGUUGAUUCAACGACCAUGUCCAGUUUUUUUGGUUUUGGAGGGGAAACCGCCUCGUCGACUCCAUCUCCCAAUGACGAGUCGACCACCACAACGGCUAACCCUGCAGUACUUGGUGAUGAUGACUUUACCAGAGAUGUUUUGGAUGCUGGCCACCUCUUUGUGGAGACUGUCCACAAUGCUGCAGAAGAUGAGUUGUCAGCUGGGUGGGGAUGGUUGGGAAGUGACGAACCCACAGUAACCACCACACCCAAGCCAGAGAAGAAGAGACGAAGGAAGAAGCAGAGGAAGAGGAGAGGGAGGAGUAGGAAGAAGGUCCAGAGUAAUAUUCCGCUGAUGAUCCACAAUGGCAUGACGAACAAUGAAAAGGAUUACGAGAUCUGUAUGCGUGCCGAGAACGUGUAUCUGCCGUCAUCUGGCCACUUUGGAGUGUCUGCGGCAACGGGCGGGUUAGCCGAUGACCAUGACGUCCUGAAAUUCCUCGUGUCGUCGGUGCGGUCCCCAGAAGAGAUGGCAUCGCUGCAGACCAAUCAGGAAGAGGAGGAGAAGUUCCGACAAGAGUUCCAGGAGUACCAGGAGAAGACUAAGAAGGCCCGCGAUGAGUACAUUGCACAGAACCCCGAUGCUGUACAGAAAGACAAAGAUGAGGAAUAUGAGUCUUGGGAACAGAGGGAACUGCGUCAGAUAUACAAUGGACAGAGUCAAAUCCACGAGGUCAUACGGCAACUCCACAUCAAGAUGGAUGAGAUCAUUGGGCGACAAGAACGUACGCUUGGCUUAGUUUCAGCAGUCCACUCAGGAAUGGCAGGAGGCCAGGGAUUGCCUGCAGGUCAGGUUCCCUCUGUAGCACCAGUGGCUGCUCUCCCAGGUGACUCCAUCCGUCGCCAUGAAGUUGACAGUAUCCUUAACAACCAGAGAGACAUUGUUCAGACAGCACGGGAUAUACAGAAAUUUGUUAACGAGAUCCACCAAAAGAGUAAUCAGCUUUUGAGUACCAGUCAGAAGCCACAAGGCACAGUUCAGCCUGUUGGCUAUGACUUACAUGUCACCCUCAAUGAGAUGAAGGAAGGCCUUAAUAUUGUCAGGCGUGACCUUGGUGCAGCCACCCAGAGAAUGUCAGCAGGCCCAGGAGGAGUAGCUUGUCCCACAGUCAGCUGUGUGUCAACAGGCUUGUUUAUUGCCUUCAUGGUUAUCCAGGUAGUUCUACUCAUUGGCUAUAUUAUGUACAGAGAUAAUAAAGAAGCCCAAGCCAAGAAGUUCUACUGAGCCAAGUUGUUUAAAAUGGCAGACUUUGAGAUCUCAGGAGUUAAAGAGACUUCUUCUGAAAUAUUUUUUGAAAAUAUUGCUUUUAUAGUGUCCAGUUGAAAAUUUUAAUGGUGUCUUUUAAGCAUUUAUUUUUUUAAUAGAGGUGAUGUAAGUUUUCUUUAUGGCAAGAUGGCGAUUCAUCAGAACCAUAAGAAAUAAAAUAGAAGAGAUACUUGUGAUCUGACUUGUAGCCAUUGUUGAAUUUGUGCAAAAUGUCUUCCUGAAAUAAGUCCUUUUUAGUUUACUUCUUUGAGAUACUUGUAUACAGUAAGUGCACCUGUCAUGCAGCGUGGAUCAUACUCAGCCUCUAAAAAGCAACUAGAUCAGGAUCAUUACAUGAUAGCUUCACUUGCACCUAAAAUAAUAAAAUAACAAAAACAUGAAGACCAGAGUUAGUUAUACUUACAGAUUUACCAGAUAUGAUUAACUCCCCUCCUCAUAAUAGCCCCUGUAGCCCAUCCCUCAUCAUUGAGAGGUGCAUGUGAGUGAUUGGUACUGAAACUACUGUACUUCACAUUAACCUGCUGUAUUUUGCUUUUGUUAGAACUGGAGCUUGUUUAUAUCUGAUUAGUGUGUAAGAUUUAUAAUGUGAAUUCCAGUUGUAGAUAAUUUUGUUUGAGAAUGUCACAAUGACUUAACCAGCAAUUCAGUUUAUUUAAUAAUGGGGUUUCACCUUGAAAAGGAAAUAUUGUUAUUUGCUGGAAUAUACUAAUUGGGUCAUGUACCUAAAAGUGAAGGCAAGACUCAUGCUACCAGUAUUAUCAUUACCCAUUGCUUCCAGUUAUGAAAACAAAAGUCAGCCAUAAAGUAUAAUUAUUGGGUUUGUUGCAUAUCAGUGAUUGUUGAGUCUCACUAUGUGAGGCAAUCACAAAUUUUCUUAAAAAGUCUCGACCUUGUGGCUUUCUGUUCAUUAUUCCAUUUCCUUAAGUUAAUCUUCAUGUCUCCUAGAGUUACUCCUCCUCCUCUUGUGCUCACCUUUGGAUUAAGGUAGUAUAAUAAUUAAUAAAAUUUAGACUAGAAGUGAUAAAUUUAGGACCUGGUGUUAACAGUUGAUAACAAAUGGAGAUGUUGACUGAGAAUUGAGCUUAUGGUCCCUGACCCUUACUUUACUCUCUUGUGUUUUCUAGAAUUGAUGGGCAUGUUUGCUUGACUAUUAACAGUACAAUAUGUUGUGUAAAGCUUAUAUUUCCUGUUUUACUUACUGUCCCCAUAGACUUUACAGGGUUUGGUUGAGGUUGAGUCGUGUUUUUUUUUUCCUAUUGUGAUAAUUUUUACUGGAGGAUUAUGGAGAUAGGGUUUUUACUUACAAUAAACACUGAUAGGAUAGUUUUUAUAUGCUUUAACCAUGAAAUUGGUUUACUAAUGAGGAAAUAGCAACAUUUUGCAGUCUAACCUGAGUUAUGUCUCUGAAGGUGUCUUUCAGAGACCGUUAUGUUAUGCUAACUUACGCACAAAGCCUACUCAAGCCUGGCACACAUGCCUUAUGAAGUGUGUCAAUUGAAUUUUUUUAUGCCUUUAUUAAAGGUAUACAGUAUAUCUAAUUGUAGCAUGAAAUAGGCUGUUGUAAGAACAUCAUUGCUUUUAUUUUUUAUUUUAUAUAUUCAGUGGUGGAUUAUCAUUGUAUUUUGUUAAGAUUUAAUAAAUUAUUAAAGUUUUUCUAUA